This is a messenger RNA of Tarenaya hassleriana, 2403 nucleotides long. Its product is annotated as lysosomal Pro-X carboxypeptidase. Gene Ontology annotation, molecular function: serine-type exopeptidase activity; dipeptidyl-peptidase activity. The record is from RefSeq and is a predicted model, not a curated record. The coding region runs from base 573 to 2234 and encodes 553 amino acids. Gene Ontology annotation, biological process: proteolysis. NCBI's taxonomy places the organism in Eukaryota, Viridiplantae, Streptophyta, Magnoliopsida, Brassicales, Cleomaceae. The transcript has 11 exons.
ACAAUACACUUUUGUGGUGGAAUCCUUCCCGGACCUCUAAUGAUAUCAACAUAUUAUCGCAUUCCUUAUCUGUUAAAAAAGUAUUUGUUGGACCAACCCUUUGUUUGCAAAUUUUGGGAGGAUGAAUGAAAAUGUGGAAAAGCUCUAAACUUUGGAGAAAGUUUUGGGUACCACCUUUAACAAAAAAAAAGUUUUGGUUUCAUGAUUAAAGUUUCUUUAUGCCAUUUUAGGAAGAGUGAAUUUUUUGUUUUUGUUUUGGUGAUAAGAUGCUUAUUAUUGCAGCACGUUUACUUUUCAAGUGAACAAAAGUUGACUAGUGGAGUGGGGAUAGAUGAGCUGUUCUCUUUGAUCGUGUCUGUCUUGCUCAUUUUUAUUACAGGAUAGUGAAGUGUUGGUCUCAAUUAUUGGUGCUAAUGUCUCAAUCUUUUACCAUUUUCCUGUUCAUUUCCCUUUUAUUCGAAAUUAGACUGAUAAAUAUAUGAAAGAGGGGCGUUGCAAUACCUCCAUCAUUCCAAAAGGGUAAUUCCUUUUUUUUUUUUGCUUAAUAAGUAGUUUUCUUCUAGCACAUAGAAAUGAGACGCGAAUUUCUUGUUAUUUCCUUUCCUGAGUCUGCAUUUCAACGUUUAGGCAAUGUGACUGCUCGUAGGCUCUUUGGUAUUCUCACAUGGACUGUUUCCACAUUCGAGAGAGAGAGGAGGAGGAGGAGAGAGGGAGAGAGAGAGAGGAUGCCUGGUUGUUCAUGUCUUCUGCUUCUGUUCUUCACCAUUGUUGCUCAUGCAACACGGUCAACAAAAGCAUCAAUGGUGACGUAUGUUCCAGGAGCAGCAUACCACUUGUCUUCUCUGAGACAAGACAGGAAGAUCUCAAAGCCAGAGUUUCCUCUACCUCUCCAGACCCGUUACUUCCCUCAGAUUCUCGACCACUUCAGUUUCAGACCAGACAGUUACAGAACCUUCCACCAGAAGUACCUUAUCAACAGCCAUUUCUGGCACAUAGGUGGGCCCAUCUUCGUCUACACUGGCAACGAAGGAGACAUCGAAUGGUUUGCUUCUAACACCGGAUUCAUGUUCGACAUUGCUCCCAAGUUCCGAGCUCUUCUUGUCUUCAUCGAGCAUAGAUUCUAUGGAGAGUCAUUGCCAUUUGGGAAGAAGUCGUACAAAUCUGCCGAGACAUUAGGGUACCUGAAUUCACAGCAAGCGUUGGCUGAUUUCGCGGUUCUGAUCAGAAGCUUGAAGCAGAAUCUAUCAUCCGAAGCUUCGCCUGUUGUGGUCUUUGGUGGCUCUUAUGGAGGAAUGCUUGCAGCCUGGUUCAGACUCAAGUAUCCGCACAUAUCGCUCGGCGCAUUAGCAUCUUCCGCUCCAAUUCUGCAAUUCGAUAACAUCGUGCCUUCGACGAGCUUCUAUGACGCCGUUUCUCAGGAUUUCAAGGAUGCGAGUUCCGAUUGUUUCGAAGUCAUAAAGCGAAGCUGGGCGGAGAUGGAAGCAUUCUCCACCAUGAAUGCAGGCUUGACCAAACUCAGCAAGAUAUUCCGAACUUGCAAGGAUCUUCGGUCUGUAUCUUCAGCCAUCGGUUGGUUACAGACGGCAUUUGUUUAUACAGCGAUGGUUAAUUACCCAACAGAAGCUAACUUCAUGGCGCCAUUGCCCGCUUAUCCCGUGGACAAGAUGUGCAAAAUCAUCGACGGGUCAGCAGCACGGGGAGCGAGUGAUCUCGAGCGUGUGUUUGCUGCCGCAAGCUUGUACUAUAACUAUUCAGGUUCGGAGAAAUGCUUCGAUAUCGGACACGAGGAAGAUGCUCAUGGACUCAGCGGUUGGGGUUGGCAGGCGUGCACGGAGAUGGUGAUGCCGAUGAGCUGCUCGGACGAGUGCAUGUUUCAGCCAUUUGAGGAGGAUUACAAAGGCUUCGAAGAAAACUGCGUCUUCAGAUUCGGGGUCAAGCCUCGUCCCCACUGGAUCACCACUGAAUUCGGCGGUCAGAGAAUAGAGAAGGUGUUGAAGAGGUUCGGGAGUAACAUCAUCUUCUCCAACGGAAUGCAGGAUCCAUGGAGCAGAGGAGGAGUUCUGAAGAACAUAUCGAGCAGCAUCAUCGCGCUGGUGACCAAACAAGGAGCUCACCAUGCUGACCUGAGGAGGGAGACGGAGGAGGAUCCUGAUUGGCUGAAAGAGCAGAGGCGGCAAGAAGUUGCCAUCAUUCAGAAGUGGAUCGAUGAGUAUUACUCUGAUUCCAGACAUUGACUUUCAGUGUUGAGUGCUUCCAAAGCUUCUUUAUCUGCGGACACACACACAGACAUUGUCUGUUUCUUCUCUCUUUAUGUAAUAAAAUCCAAACUCCGUUCUAACCGAUUCGGUUAAUAACCGAAUCAUCAAAUCCAUCUUAACCCAAUAAUAUACAAUUGCAAUCGAA